Molecule: messenger RNA, 2622 nt
Organism: Fusarium venenatum
Lineage: Eukaryota; Fungi; Ascomycota; Sordariomycetes; Hypocreales; Nectriaceae
Source: RefSeq, a predicted model, not a curated record
AUGGAAGAAGGACCAGCUGUCGAUCCGGACAAAUACCCAGGACCACGCGCCGCCAGUGCAGCUCAGCGCGUUCACUAUUAUUGUGGUAAGUGGCCUCACGAGCUUUUGGGAAGCUUCGAGCCUGUCACUUGGGUCGAGAGAUUGUCCGACGAGUUCGCUACGCUUAUACGUCUCACUGUCAAGUCGCGAAAAUUUGAACUCGGAGAUAUUAUAAAAAGGUUGAAGGACCUCGCCAGAGAACACCCUUAUGACGGAGCCAAGUAUGUGAAUCGACAGGAUAUCUCCACGGUUCGGGAAUGGCUACGGAAAGAGGGCAUCGAUGCAUUGCAUUACCGGAGGAGAUCUCGAAAUUCUCCUGGUGAAGGUGAUUACGAGGCAGAUGACUCCAUUGUGAUUAAAUCAGGUUCGGAAGACCCGGUCAUAAUCGCAGAAACUCCUUUCGUCAGCGAUGAUAGUGAUGAUGUUUUAAGCAACUUUGAAAAUGAUUUUGACAUGGGGGAAACUGAACAAGAUGGAGAAGCCAGCAACGAACACAAUCAGGCAUUAACCAGCCAAAUCCAUUCCAGUGCCGCUACGCCUGCCAGACAAAACACUCGACCUGUCACCAGAUCGGUCCCUUCAGAGCCAUCUACCAGAGCGGGCAAUCAUCAAACUCCCGCCUCGCAAUCUCUUGCUCAAACUGUGACCACACCAUCCAACAGAGCCCAAUCACCUUCAGAUCGAUUUCGAGCCAAUGAGGUUAUCAAUGGCCACUUUCAAGGAAGCCUUCGAAGACGAACCAUGGCUAGCAGCGUCUCACGCAGUGGUACUUCAUCACAACCUCAAUCUGCCUCUAGAGCUGGCAGGACUCAUCCUAAUCCCUCAACCCCAGUUGUGAGAUUAAACAAUGCUGCUCGGGGUGGGUCGCUUGCCGCGCCUUCACCUACCACACCCAGCAGGCGAGCAAAUCGUUCACCUAACAGACGAGCAGCACCUGAGCCUCAUGUCCGAGCAGAGACACGCCAACAUACAACUUCGGGCAGAGGUGAAGUCAGACAGUCAACAAAUGCUGAAUCUCAACCCACAAAUACUGAAUCUCAGUAUGGGCCGUCGACUCCUAGGACAGAUGGUCAAAUCGCAGGUAACGCUAUUCCUACACCUACCAGCACACCGGCCACGCCUGUUCCUUCGUCAAGCGAUCCUCAGUCACUCAUGAGACUCAUCGAGCCACGUUCUACCGCAACUACUAGAUCUCGACAAUACAUAAAAGUCGAAGAUGAUUCUCCUCCACCAACUGCCCUGCCUAGCUAUCCCGAUGGGCCAUCUGGUAGUCGCACAAACAAUUCUACACAUGCCCAUGAGGCGGCACCCCCGAGUACCUCUAGAGAUAGGGGUGCAUUCAACGCUUCAACUCCUACAAGGCCAGUUGCCCAAACCAGCGUCGGCUCAGCGAGCUCCAGCUCAAUCCGACCUCCCAAUCGCCCUCACUGUGACACCAUGCCACCUACACGUACACGCCAUGCCCACGCCCUUCCUUUGAGCGCCUUGGUGAACCGCGAUGUCUCGCGCAAGCGACCUAUGGAGUCUGACAGGCCAAUCACUCACAACACUCCACAACAACCAGCGGCUUCAUCCCCGUUGCGAAUUAUUCAUGCCACUACCACCGCUCCUGCGGAGGCACCCUCAUCUCAGACCACUCCCACGAACAACUCUGCCUCUCGUGCUAUGACCUCUACACAAGCGACACCUAACAACAUGAGCGUGAUGGAACCCAAUCCACAGUUGCAACCAACAACGCUAAGGCCAAACUCAUUUGUCUCAACUGGACCCCCCGCCUGGGUCAACGGAGAACCCUCCUCACAACCAGCCCAUACCCAAGUGCCACAAUCCUCAAUCGCGGUGCCAGCACAAACGAGCUCGCCAGGGACUGUUGAGAAUCGCCCUUCUAAGAGACUGCGAUCAGACGAUCCCAGACAGCCGUCUACAUCUUCGAAUGAACCAUUCGAUUUCGAUGCUACAUUACCCGAUGGAGAAAGUUUCAAGAGACAACUUCGAGAAUGGCGAUCCUGGGCGGAGUCUCACGUUGUAGAUAUCAACACCAAACUCGAAAAUAUCCAAAAAGAAAUCCGCGCGAUGCACCAGAUUAUGUUCACCAACAACUCCAACAGGGAAAUCACAACGAAGAAAAUGCAAGACAUGCAGCAAACCAUGCAGGAUAAUCAAGCACACAUCACCAAAACGUACAAAAUCAUCGAAGUUCUAGAACCCGAAUCCAUAGGAGACGAGUCAACUCGGGAAUAUCUCGAGAAACGAAAGAGGCAAUUGGCAGAGCGCGAGAGGGUACAACAAUCAUACCAGGAUGAAAUUUCACAGGCUCAAAAUCUUCUCCGCGAAAUCGAAAUCCAGCAGCCCAUGAUUGAGAAGAAGCUCGAUGAGUAUGUGCAGGACGAAACUAACAUAACAAAGAGCAAAGAGUCAUUAGAGUUGGCGAUGAGAAAAUGCAACUUUCAGUUGGACUUUUUGGGUGGCCAAGGGGGCUGGACCAAGGCAUUUGAAAGUCUUGAAGCAACAAAUGGGAGGGUUGGCAGACUUGACGCCAGACUCAACGCCUUUUCGGCAUUCAAUGGCGAGGUUCGUCGGUGA